AUGUCAAACUUGAAGUUCUUCGCUCGCCUCAAGGCUGCCUUUCGUAAGAAGAAGACCAGCACCGUUCAAAUUCCCGAUGAAACGCCUCAGAUUACCCUCGUGGUUCAGCUGCCGCCGCCUCAUCCCAAGUCGGUUGUCUCUAUCCACGAGGUAAUUGCUUAUGCGUUAGCGCGGCUCGAAUUGACAUCGAUUAACGACUUGCUCGGACCACAGGCGACGAUGAGUGAUGCGGAGGGCGCGUACCUCGGCUACCUCUUCGACGCUGCACACUCUCCUCAGGUUCUCUCUAUCAAGCACUCUCUGCGACUUGAUGUGGCACCUGAAUACCACAAGCAAAUUCGCAGUUCUGUUUGCUUUUCUGUGGCUGAGGCGGCGGAUGCGGUCAAGGCCGCCCCUACUCGACCCGCUGCCGAGCUUCAGCCCACUGUCGAACUUACGGUCGUCAAUGGACCACUGGCAGAGGCCUCAGUCCCUCCAAUGCGAACCUCACUGGUUCCCUCCGACGUCGUCCUUCCUGCGAAGCCCGCUCUCGCUAUCAAGGACUUUGCCAUCACGUGUACCAUCACAUCCGGCUCGUGGGGCUCUGUGGCUGGUUACUGGCACAAGGACACCCGGAUGUGCGUGGUGAUCAAAGCGACAAGCAAGCGCAUGCAUCCCGGAAACCCUUAUCUUCAAGUACUCAAGGAGAAAUCAGCGCUUCUCGCGCUUUCUAGCACGCACGGCAUCUUGGACCUCUUGGCUAGUUUUCACGACAGGGAUUUCUUUUAUCUCGUGACGGUGCACAAUCUCUGCUUGCAGCACUCCAUGAUACAGAUGCUGACGGCUUCCUUUGCCCAGCCCUACUGCGGAGGAGGAGACUUGGGUCUCUUCUUGAAGAAAUACAGCCCCAUGCCCGCGGAGCUGCUGCAUUACUGGGCUGCACAACUUCUCUCUGGUCUCCAGAAGAUCCACUCCCACGGGAUCGUGCACCGCGACCUCAAGCCCGCCAACAUCUUCAUUGCCAAAGCCAAGCUCGUCAUCGGCGACUUCGGCCUUUCUGAGUUCGCUGAGGGUCUCGCGCCGCGCCGCGACCUCUCUGGUACCCUGGCAUACCACGCGCCGGAGGUCUGGGAAGAAGGUGACUAUUCGUUUGCGAGCGAUGUGUGGGCGUACGCCGUUGUGUUGUUUGAGAUGGCUGUGGGCCGGGUGCCUCUAGAUCCUAGCGAGUACGUAUCGCUGGAAGCGGUCAAACACCUCAUCCUUACGGGCACUCUGGAUGAAUGGCUCAGCGGUGAUGAAAUCGCUGCCUCACUUCACUCUCUGCUCAACUCGAUCUUCAAGUCGGGCAAAGCGCGGCGGCUUGUUGUCUCGAAAUUCAGACAACACAAGUACUUUGAGAAUAUCGACUGGGUCGCAAUGGACGGCGGAGAACUCGAGAAUCCACUCGCGGACGAAUUUGAGGACGAGCACAAUGGUCCUUUCGCGCUGGAGGUUCACGAUACGACUGACAAUGAUGCACAUCCCUUGGCUUCGCGCGAGUCAUAUCCAGAUUUCGCCUUCAUUUCCGGCCUUCUGGCUCCUACAACUCUCGCCUCUCCCCCCACGGGGACCUUCUCCUAUGUGCCUACACUCGACUUCGUCGAUGACUCUCUUCCUUCUCCUUUUACAGCUUACUACAUGCCAUCACCCGCUACACCUGCACACAGCCUUCAUGCGGUUCCCUCAUGGGACGACACCUUUAUGCACCCUCCCGGCGUGUUCAGCCGCUCCUCCUCCUCAUAUGUCGUCUACGACACUAUGGUCGAAGACAUUCCAUCACACACAAUGACCACCUCAGACUCUUGGGACGACUCUUUCCUCCACUCCCCUCGCACACCAUCCCCCGCAUCUUACUACCCAACAGCCAAGCCCGCCGCAGUCCCCGCUUCGGGUGCCGUCCUGGCCCCAGUCGAGUCCUGGGACGACGCCUUCCUGCGCUCCGCAGGUGUCUUCAGUCGCUCGCCUCGCUCUCCCUUCCCUCCUCUCACCGCACCUCAUUCAACCUAUCUGUCUGCUCGUCCUCUCCUGUGUUAG
Molecule: messenger RNA, 2052 nt
Organism: Phanerochaete carnosa HHB-10118-sp
Lineage: Eukaryota; Fungi; Basidiomycota; Agaricomycetes; Polyporales; Phanerochaetaceae
Exons: 6
Coding region: 1-2052 (683 amino acids)
Biological process (GO): peptidyl-serine phosphorylation; intracellular signal transduction
Molecular function (GO): ATP binding; protein serine/threonine kinase activity
Source: RefSeq, a predicted model, not a curated record